GAUGUUUGGUUGCCUAGUUACGUUAAAGUCAACCUCUAAAUUUGGAUAACGUUAGCUCGUGUGAGACAUUAUCUGCACAUUUCUCUUCUUUAAUUAAUAAUUUUUACCCUGAAAAUGACUGAAUUGCAAUGCUACAAUCGAGGCUGCGGUAAGAAAUAUAUAGCAGAGGAAAAUACUCCAGAAUCAUGCCAGCACCAUCCAGGUGUACCAUUCUUUCAUGAUGCCUAUAAAGGCUGGUCUUGUUGUAACAAAAAGUGCAUAGACUUUACGGAAUUUCUUAAUAUUAAGGGAUGCACCUUUUCAAUGCAUUCAAAUGUCCAGCAACCAGAGCCUGAAAAGCCCAAAACAGAUAAUAUUCCAGAUUCUGAUGUAAUUGUAGUACAGCCAAUUACUAAAACUAUCGUUGAACGUCCGCCUUAUAAUACAGUAAUGACAAAGUUGAAGCCUGAAAUUGCUGCAUCUUUACAACAAAGUUUAGCUAGUGCUUCAGUGGCAGCAGAAGCACAAGUAAAACUUGGUGUUGAUGAGAUUCCUGUAGGUACUAGAUGCAAAAAUGGUGGAUGCUCUGCUGAAUAUCUAGGACCUGAUAGUGAUACAUCACCAUGUGUGCAUCAUCCUGGUAGUCCAGUGUUUCAUGAGGGCAUGAAGUACUGGUCUUGCUGUCAAAAACGUACAUCAGACUUCAACGUAUUUCUUAAUCAAGUUGGAUGCUCUACUGGUAAACAUGUCUGGAGGAAAAGUGAUGAAGAUGCAAAAUCCGUCGAGUGUCGUUGGGAUUUUCAUCAAACCGCUACACAUGUUAUUGUGUCAGUUUAUGCAAAACAAUAUAAUCCCAACAAGAGUGAAGUUCAGUUGAAUCCCAUUCGAUUGCAUGCAAAGCUUGUUUUCUCACAAGAAAAUGAUGCUGUUUUUACUUUGGAUCAUGAAUUGCAUGGUAUUGUUGAUGUAGAAAAGAGUAACGUGACAAUGUAUGGUACUAAAGUUGAGAUAAAACUUAAAAAGGCAUCGGCUGGACAUUGGACACGUUUAGAAGUGUUGCGCAAGACUCAAACUUCAGAAAACAGUUGUAAGUCUGAGAAAGUGGAGGCGUUGCAGAGUAAGAUCGAUUCGGUUGAUUUAAGUGAUUUAUAAUUUUAACAUUUUAAUACAUAUUUAAAUAUUACAAUAAAUUCGGACGGAAAACAACUUUUCCUGGUACUUUUCAUCGAAAGUAAUUCAACUUUUAGCUGUAUGUUGUUUUUGACACUUUUUAAAUGUAUUCACAUAGAAAAUUACUGAGAAAUGUUUGCCCGGAAAUAUUACUCAGUUCAAUGAUCAAAUAAACGCCUUAAAUUUAAUGAUACAAAA
Molecule: messenger RNA, 1347 nt
Organism: Dalotia coriaria
Lineage: Eukaryota; Metazoa; Arthropoda; Insecta; Coleoptera; Staphylinidae
Gene: mora
Product: CHORD-like protein
Exons: 5
Coding region: 115-1131 (338 amino acids)
Source: RefSeq, a predicted model, not a curated record